Bombus impatiens (common eastern bumble bee) is the source of this 1292-nucleotide messenger RNA. RefSeq names its product protein tesmin/TSO1-like CXC 3. Bases 330 to 1289 code for a protein of 319 amino acids. The record is from RefSeq and is a predicted model, not a curated record. NCBI's taxonomy places the organism in Eukaryota, Metazoa, Arthropoda, Insecta, Hymenoptera, Apidae. The transcript is spliced from 5 exons.
UUUGCAGUAUUUGAAAUAGGAAAUUGCAUUAUACGAAGAAUUUCAAGCUAGAUUUUCUAUAACACCUUACUGUAUUCUGUGCAACAAGUUUUCGAUUUACAUAAAUUUCCAAAUCAUUUUCUACUAUUGUCUAAAUAUGUAAUCACAUAAAAGCAAUAGCAGUAAAUUUUAUUUUAAAUUUUAUUUUCAUUUAUUAACAACUUUUUGGACAAUUGCUUCACGGAUAGCAACGAGAGUUGAAAAAUAAGAGCCAGAACAUAGGUGAAAGAGAAUUGAUUCCUCAUACAGAAGUGAAGAACGCUAGAAUACAAAACACCAAAACAAUUGUAAUGGCAGAAACAACAAAUUCGCAGCAACAAAGCAGUGCGGCGAAAACUACGGAUGAAUCAUCACAAAGCCUUGAACAAAAUCAGAGUGUACCGGAAAUGGAUACAGAGAUAUCUUCGCAGGCUUGUAAAUGCAAAGCGGGAUGCUCUACCCAGCACUGUCCCUGCUCAAAAGCUAAUAUUAAGUGUGGACAACGGUGCAAAUGCAUCAAAUGCAAAUGUAAAAAUCAGGAAGAAACGGCAGAUUCGCAGAAACAAAGCAAUGAAGCACAAAUUGUGGGUGAAUCGUCAAAAAGCGAUUCAGAAAACCAGAGUACCGCGCAUUUAGAAGCAGAGAAAUCUUCGCAGGCUUGUAAAUGCAAAGCGGGAUGCUUUACCCAGCACUGUCCCUGCUCAAAAGCUAAUAUUAAGUGUGGACAACGGUGCAAAUGCAUCAAAUGCAAAUGUAAAAAUCAGGAAGAAACGGCAGAUUCGCAGAAACAAAGCAGUGAAGCACAAAUUGUGGGUGAAUCGUCAAAAAGCGAUUCAGAAAACCAGAGUACCGCGCAUUUAGAAGCAGAGAAAUCUUCGCAGGCUUGUAAAUGCAAAGCGGGAUGCUUUACCCAGCACUGUCCCUGCUCAAAAGCUAAUAUUAAGUGUGGACAACGGUGCAAAUGCAUCAAAUGCAAAUGUAAAAAUCAGGAAGAAACGGCAGAUUCGCAGAAACAAAGCAGUGAAGCACAAAUUGUGGGUGAAUCGUCAAAAAGCGAUUCAGAAAACCAGAGUACCGCGCAUUUAGAAGCAGAGAAAUCUUCGCAGGCUUGUAAAUGCAAAGCGGGAUGCUUUACCCAGCACUGUCCCUGCUCAAAAGCUAAUAUUAAGUGUGGACAACGGUGCAAAUGCAUCAAAUGCAAAUGUAAAAAUCAGGUACACGAAUCUCCUUCUUCUUCUCCUCUUUCUAAUUCACGACACCCCCAACGCUAAUUU